Plutella xylostella (diamondback moth) is the source of this 1194-nucleotide messenger RNA. Lineage: Eukaryota; Metazoa; Arthropoda; Insecta; Lepidoptera; Plutellidae. The record is from RefSeq and is a predicted model, not a curated record.
AUUCUGCUGUCAAACGUGAAAACGGAUCGUUGCACUUUUGUCAAAGAAACGCUGAAAAUCCCGUAAAAAUAAACGUUUUCUAUGGAUUUAGACUAAUUUAACAUCCUGUACUUAUUAAAUAAAAUAAUGUUUUGGAGCGGGAACUUUAUUGCAGUUAGGGAGUUAAAUAUUCUUCUCAAAGAAGAGAAUGUGACCCUAACGCAGGUGCUAGAGGCAGACGACAUCCUGCAGGAGUGUAAAGCCGACAACAAAGCGCUCACAUUGUUUCUCACAAGGCCAGAAAUCCUGGCAGAGCUGAUAACGCUCAUCACUGAGGAACCACCAAAGGAUGUGGAGCUGGCGUCACAGUACCGGCACGCCAGCGUGGCCUGCGAGGUGCUCACCAGCCACCUGUCCAUGCUCAUCGACCGGCUGUCCACCGACGCCGUGCAGAUGAACCGACUCUGUGACUUCAUCAACAGACCUCCACCUCUGAACCCUCUGCUGGCAUCGUAUUUUAGUAAAACUAUUGAAAUGCUGCUGGAAAGAAGUCCAAAGCAGGACUGGUACCUCUACCACAUCACGUGCCUGUGCGUGCUGGACUUCCUGAAGGCCCGGCGGGACUUCCUGCCCAACCUGCUGCGGCACAUCGCCACCUCUGCCAUCGCCGACACCUUCAAGUACUUCAUACGACUCGAUGACCUGUUCAACAAGGUUGUUAUGGAGUGGCUAGAAGAGCACCAGUUUCUGGAAUCACUGAUCCAGGUGAUCUGUGGAACUUACUCCCCUGGCGAGAUCACGCCCGCCUACUGGUUCGGUAUACCGCCAGUUCGCGAUCAGACCAUUCCACGCGAACAAGGCAACCAGGAACAAGGCAAGAUGCAGGAACAAGUCAACCAGGAACAAGGCAAUACGGAGGAACAAGGCAAGGCGCAGGGCAAUACGAGUGACCAAACUGUCGAGAGUGAUCAAAGCAAGCCGAGUGAGGAGUCUACGGAGCAACCAGCCGGCGCAGUGGGUGAUGGAGAGAAAGUGGAUAAGGUUGAGGAAGUACCAUCAGCAGCAAAGCCAGAAAACCAAGAGCCCGCUGAACCUCCGGAGCCUACACCUUCGAAUCCAACAGUCGAUACGGCUCCCAACACGUCCGAAGCGAUUACUUCCACAUCUUCGACUGAAGCGGAAAAACGGUUUCUGAUGGAGUGGCGGAAACCGUAG